AUGUCGCUGCCGUCGCUGCGCACCGCGCUGCCGCGCCUCGCCGCUCGCGCGCUGCGUCCUCAAGCACCUCGCUGCGUCGCGGCCGCAGCAGCGCCGGCGACGAGCGCUGCCGCUUGCCGGAGACGCGAGCUGCAUGUGUCUGCGCCGCGUGCCCGCUCGGAUGACCCGGGUGGCAAGCCCAACGAUGGCAGCCACCCGACGGUGUACGACGACUUCUUCAACCUGCUCUCGUCGCCGACGGACAACCCGUCGAUCACCGUGCACUCGCUCUCCGACACAGCCAUCACGCUCGCCGACGGCCUCGUCAUUGCGCAGCCCGUGCUCUUCCUCAACGGCAGCGUGCUGCUCUGGGACGCGCCGCCGCUGAAUGUCAAGCAGGCGGCGCCCAGCGGCUGGGGCUGGGAGGCGUGGGACGACGAGUGCUGGAAGGUGGUCGAGGUGGUGGAGCCGCGGCCAGAGGUGAUCAUCUUUGGCACCGGCGCGACGGUCUGCCCGCCGCCGCAGCGCAUCAAGUCAUACCUGCACUCACUCGGCAUCCAGCUGACCGUUGAGAGCACUCGCAACGCAUGCUCGACGUACAACCUGCUCAUCGAGGAGGGCCGCACCGUCGCCGCGGCGCUUCUGCCGUCAGAGCGAAGGCCCACGCAGAAGGUGCCCAACGACGAGGGCGGCGAGCACCUGGAGAACCGCAAAUAGCUGGAGAGAGGGCAGAGAGCGCAAUGUCAUGGUGCUGCUACGGUCUAUAGGCGCCGGGCAUGGCUGGAGCGAGGUUCGAGCGUCGCAUGCACAAGACGCUCCUCCUCGCCACGAAACGCGCAGCCUCGACGACCCGCGAAGGCGCAGACAGUGCGAGCUUGGCCGGUGAAGGAUAUGCAUUAGGAUCGUGCAGCAGGUG
Messenger RNA from Tilletiopsis washingtonensis, 895 nucleotides. RefSeq lists its product as hypothetical. NCBI's taxonomy places the organism in Eukaryota, Fungi, Basidiomycota, Exobasidiomycetes, Entylomatales. The record is from RefSeq and is a predicted model, not a curated record. Bases 1 to 696 code for a protein of 231 amino acids. The transcript is spliced from 4 exons. Gene Ontology annotation, biological process: mitochondrial respiratory chain complex I assembly. Gene Ontology annotation, cellular component: mitochondrial inner membrane.